GUGGUGACCGGGGCUUCGGCUGGCAUCGGAGCAGAAACAGCGCGCCGUCUUCUCCUGGCUGGGGCUGAGGUGGUGCUGGCUUGUCGAACCACCAGCAAAGCAGAGGCGUUGCUGGACCAAUGGCGCCAGACCCAUGGCCCGCUGCCCAAUGCGCACGUCAUGGCUCUGGACCUCUGUUCCUUUGAUGCCGUGGACGCCUUUGCAAAGGAUUUUACGGCUCGAUUCCCACGCCUAGAUGUGCUGAUUAACAAUGCUGGAGUAUAUCACAUGGGCACGUCUGAGCGACGUCAAACACCCGAUCGAUACGAAGAGCACCUACAGGUCAACUUUUUGAGUCCGGUGCUGUUGACGAACCGGCUUCUGGGCUCACUGCGCAAUGCUCCAUCGCCUCGCGUGCUGUUUGUGGCAAGCUCCAUCCACAAGCUCGGCGGAUACAAUUGGGACGACUUUAACAUCACUCGGCGACCCUAUUCAUCUUUUUUGGCUUAUGCCGACAGCAAGCUCUACACGGCAAGAUCUUUCCCCUGA
Monosiga brevicollis MX1 is the source of this 528-nucleotide messenger RNA. RefSeq lists its product as uncharacterized. The annotation marks the transcript as partial. Gene Ontology annotation, molecular function: 2,3-dihydro-2,3-dihydroxybenzoate dehydrogenase activity. Lineage: Eukaryota; Choanoflagellata; Craspedida; Salpingoecidae. Gene Ontology annotation, biological process: siderophore biosynthetic process. The transcript has 3 exons. The record is from RefSeq and is a predicted model, not a curated record.